Molecule: messenger RNA, 502 nt
Organism: Humulus lupulus (European hop)
Lineage: Eukaryota; Viridiplantae; Streptophyta; Magnoliopsida; Rosales; Cannabaceae
Product: potassium transporter 2-like
Exons: 2
Coding region: 136-477 (113 amino acids)
Biological process (GO): potassium ion transmembrane transport
Cellular component (GO): membrane
Molecular function (GO): potassium ion transmembrane transporter activity
Source: RefSeq, a predicted model, not a curated record
UUUUCAUUUCAAUGCCUUGGAGUCAUCUAUGGUCAAUUAAGUUCAACUCCUCUAUAUGUGUUUGGGACAGUUCAUCAAAAAGAGUUUGUAUCAGAUGAGACAGCUUAUGGCCUUUUUUCCUUUAUUUUCUGGACUAUGACCAUCAUUUCGUUGCUGAAAUAUGCCCUUUUAGUACUGAGAGCUGAUGAUGAUGGAGAAGGUGGUACUUUUGCUUUGUACUCAAUCUUAUGCAGGCAUGCCAAAGUGGGUUUGCUCCCAAGUGACACAAGUGCAAAGGAAGUUAUGCAGUAUGAGGAAGAAAGUCCUUUUAAGACCAAGGUGGAAUCCAGGGCAAGAAGAGCCAUUGCCAAACACAAAAGCAUCCAUUAUCUGAUGUUGUUCUUGGCUUUGUUCGGUGCCUGCAUAGCAAUUAGCAAUGGAGUUCUUACUCCUCUUUUUUGUUUGAGAGUCCUUAUCAUCUUGUCUUAUUAUUUCUAGCAGGAACAUGCUUUGAGCUCUUCAG